Peromyscus leucopus (white-footed mouse) is the source of this 1646-nucleotide messenger RNA. RefSeq names its product DND microRNA-mediated repression inhibitor 1 (gene Dnd1). Gene Ontology annotation, cellular component: nucleus; cytoplasm. The coding region runs from base 188 to 1246 and encodes 352 amino acids. NCBI's taxonomy places the organism in Eukaryota, Metazoa, Chordata, Mammalia, Rodentia, Cricetidae. The record is from RefSeq and is a predicted model, not a curated record. Gene Ontology annotation, biological process: germ cell development; mRNA stabilization; negative regulation of miRNA-mediated gene silencing. Gene Ontology annotation, molecular function: mRNA binding. The transcript has 4 exons.
GAUUUCCAGGGGCUAGCGCGCCUCCAAGCGUUCGCGCACGUGCAAUGGAUGCCUCCUUGAGAGGCGGGGUCGCCCUCGGAGCCAAUGAGAGCUCGAGGGGGCGUGGAAGGCAGGGAAUCUUCCAGAGGCAGAGAAGCCCAAGGGACGUUCUAAAGAAGGUACUGGCAGGCAGACCUAGGAGAGGGCUAUGCAGUCUAAAAGGGAGUGCGAGCAAUGGUGUGAACGGGUGAAUCCAGAGAACAAGGCAGCCCUGGAGGCGUGGGUAAGGGAGACUGGCAUCCGCCUGGUACAGGUCAACGGGCAGAGGAAGUAUGGCGGGCCACCCCCAGGCUGGGUGGGCAGCCCGCCACCUUCGGGCUCCGAGGUGUUUAUCGGACGACUGCCCCAGGACGUGUAUGAGCACCAGCUGAUCCCCCUCUUCCAGCGCGUGGGGCGCCUCUACGAGUUCCGCCUGAUGAUGACCUUCAGUGGCUUGAACCGCGGCUUUGCCUACGCGCGCUACAGCUCGCGGCGCGGUGCCCAGGCCGCCAUUGCUACGCUGCACAACCACCAGCUGCGCCCCUCCUGCCAGCUUCUGGUGUGCCGAAGCACCGAGAAGUGCGAGCUGACGGUGGACGGGCUGCCUCUGAGCUUGAACCGCCGCACCCUGCUGCUCGCCCUCCAGCCGCUGGGCCCCUGCCUGCAGGAGACAUUGCUGCUACCCAGCCCCGGGUCGGCGCCCUCUCAGAUUGCGCUGCUCAAGUUCAGCACACACCGAGCCGCUGCCAUGGCCAAAAAGGCCCUGGUAGAAGGGCAGUCACGCCUCUGUGGAGAACAGGUGGCUGUGGAGUGGCUCAAGCCUGACCUGAAGCAGCACUUCCGCCAGCAGCUUGCGGGUCCCUCGCUGCGGUUCCUCCGGCCGGAAGGCAGCCAGCUAGCCCAGAGCAGGGAUAGGCUAGGGACCCAAGGGGCUCGGGCUGCUCUGCAGCUGCUGUGUCAGCGGAUGAAGCUGGGCAGCCCCGUGUUCCUUACCAAGUGUUUAGGCACAGGGCCUGCUGGCUGGCAUCGCUUUUGGUACCAGGUUGUGAUCCCUGGACACCCGGUGCCUUUCAGUGGCCUCAUCUGGGUUGUGCUGGCCUCUGAGUGGCAGGAUGGGCACGAGGUGGCCAAGGAUGCUGUGUCUGCACAGUUGCUGGAAACACUGAGUGAGUCCAGAACCAGCUUGUGGUCUCCUGGGGCUGAAGCAGGUAUUGUGGUUAGGCAGUGACCCCUCCCCCUCCUCUCUACCCGCAGCCUACAUGGGUGGGCAGAACCUGUGCCAUCUCCAGCCCAGCAGGCCUGGGCAGCCACUACUGGAUCACAAAGAGACAGGGGCCUGGUUACAGCUUCCUUGCUGGGGAAGGACCCUGCCUGUCACACCUAAGUGCUACUUUAGUUGUGAGGAACUUUGCCCUUCCCCCAUUGAGCCCAGGGUCUGAUUGGACCUAGUAUCCUUGGUCACUUCCCAGUUUGACAAAAUUCACCAUACCCACACAAAAAGUUGACUAUGAAUCUUUGUUUUUAUUUGAGCCAAAGGCCCUUCCUCCAACCACGUGCCACUGAUUUGGGCUUAUGUGUCUUUUCUUCUGUGCUGGUUGUAUUUAUAUUAAACCCCUGGUUGGUCUACA